Molecule: messenger RNA, 1071 nt
Organism: Penicillium antarcticum
Lineage: Eukaryota; Fungi; Ascomycota; Eurotiomycetes; Eurotiales; Aspergillaceae
Product: CorA family magnesium transporter
Exons: 1
Coding region: 1-1071 (356 amino acids)
Biological process (GO): mitochondrial magnesium ion transmembrane transport
Cellular component (GO): mitochondrial inner membrane
Molecular function (GO): magnesium ion transmembrane transporter activity
Source: RefSeq, a predicted model, not a curated record
AUGUCAGAGACUGAUAUUAAUCGCGAGACAUCUUUUAAUCAGGAAGUCUUCAAUCUAUCCCUUGCUCUAUCGCGGAAUCGCAUGAACGAUGCUACGGAGCUGCGCUGCAUGGCCUUGAAUGCCGAUGGAUCAGUCAAGCAUUCAGACCUUCGUGGCACCAAAGCCGAUGUCGCUAAGAGGUAUGGCCUGGAUAGUCGAGACCUGCGCAAUGUUGAUCUUGUCUCUGAAGGCAUCCCGCAUAUCUUGGUCCGUCCUUCUACCAUAUUCAUCAGCAUGUUUACUCUGAGGCUUCUUGUGAGAGCCGAUGGAGUGCUUCUGUUUCUUUUGCCGACCGAAGAUUCUGAUGUCAAGGUGCAAGAUGUCUUCUUGAAAGAUCUCCAGAGCAAGUUAAACCUUGAUCAUGGGUCUGGCUUUGCGACGAGGCUCCCAUAUGAGUUGCGCGUUGUGGAUGCUGCUUUGGCCUCUGUUAUUGCAACUCUUGAGGCGGAGCAUAUUUUGAUUAGGCGUGAGGUCAAAGAGAGCUUACGCGACCCAACAAAAGAUGAUCUUGUUCACUCUGUUCUACGUGGAUUACAGGACCACGGUAAGCGGCUGGUGGCUAUUGGACAACGUGCGCGACAAGUACGAUCCGCGCUACAAGAACUCCUCAGUAAUGAUGAAGACAUGGCCACCAUGUACCUGUCUGAUAACCAGUCCGGAGAAGAACAUGCUAUUGAAGACCACCAAGAGGUCGAAUAUCUUUUGGAGGCAUACCAUAAGAAUGCUGAUGCGAUCUCUGAGUCUGCUAGUGCACUGCUGGGGGAUGUGAAUCGAACAACAGACACUACCCAGUCGAUUCUGGACGUGCGCCGAAACCAGAUCAUGAUAUUCGAAGCUCAACUGGAGAUCUGCAUGCUCGGAUUCGCUGUGUCCACGUUCGUAGCGGGCUUGUUUGGUAUGAAUGUGAUCAAUUACCUCGAAGAGAGUACCUAUGCAUUUGCAGUUCUUGUUGGAGCGAGUGUCAUAGGCACUGGGCUCAUUUCAAGGUAUGGGAUGUGGAAGCUUAACAAAUACCGCCAGUUACGAUUUUGA